Adineta ricciae is the source of this 1332-nucleotide messenger RNA. The record is from the annotation of a GenBank genome assembly. Lineage: Eukaryota; Metazoa; Rotifera; Eurotatoria; Adinetida; Adinetidae.
AUGGGCCUUAAUAGUAGCAAACUUAGACGAAACUCUUCUCCGACCCCGCCAUCUGCAAAUUCGAUCACUCCACUGUAUGAAGCCUGCCGCAAUGAGCCUCUCUACGGUGGUAACACUUGUUUACAUGUUGCAGCAGCGAAUGGUCAUGAAAAUAUUGUCAAACUUCUUCUAAGACAUGGUAGCUAUCGUUCAGCUUCGCUGAACAAACACAAUCAAAGUGCAUACGAUAUCGCCGAAUCAAAUACUGAAUCAGUGCGUUCAUUAUUUCUUCGUCAAAACAAUACUAAAUCAACGGAGAAGUUCUCUUCACGGUUUUAUGAAGAAAAUUCGUCGGAUUGUUUUGAUAUCGUUCGAGUUGAUCGGGCUGAAAGUAGUGAUGAAGACAAUGGCGAUGAUACUGAUAAUGAAAAGUCGCAAAAAGCUCCACGAACUUCAUCGAUUCAAACUUAUAAGAAUGAAGAUGAGAAAGAACACGCAAUUGAAUACUCAGCCAGCUCAAAAGCCAUGUGUCAGUCACGUGUCGGCCGAUUUUGUAUCAAUCAUCUUCAUUCCGAUGAACCACUAGAUCAUCAUACCAUAACUAAACGAUUAAAUCACAUUGUCGAACAAAUUCAUCGCAAUCAAUUCGACGAUGAUGUUAAAAUCAGUGACCUAAUCGAGCAAUACGAAGAAAAACCUAGUUCCAUCGAACUUUUACUUCAUUUAUACACAUUAGAAACACCAUUCUAUCAUCAAUUAAAAGAAGAUUGUUUACCGUUAGCUCUACCAAUAUUUAUCCAUCUACCGAGAUUAAAAGAACGAUAUUUCAAAGGGCGUGUCUAUCGUGGUAUGCAUUUAACGUACGAACAACUGUUAGGCUAUCAACUCGCAAUGGAAACACCAGGUACAUUAUUACAAACACGUUCAUUUUCUUCCACAUCGAAGGACCGUCUCAUAGCCGAACAGUUUGCUUAUGAAACAACGAAAAGUACCAAUCAGGAUUUACAUGUCUUACUGAUUUUCGACUUUCCCGAAUUUUGUGAUCAAGCCAUCAAUCUCUCGCGUGUUUCACCGGAAAUACCAUGCUUGAGCGAAUACGAAGAUGAGGAAGAAGUUUUAAUCCUACCUUGGACGUUAUUCGAAGUGACACGUGUGCGAAAAGCCAACAACGAAGAUGAUUUCUAUACGAUCAAUCUGACGAACGUUAUUAUUCCGAACAAAAAUCUUCUCUCGACGUUCAAAUGGAGUUGGGUCGAAUUGAAGAAGCAAUUUGUGAAAGAGAAAAAAUUAAAAUUCGAUUGCGGAUUUCAGAAAUAUAAACCACCAGUGACUCCGAAUAAACUGUCAAUUUAA